UCUCCGGCCUCUGGUACCUGAUCGAGAAGGCAACUUCCAGUUCCACCGUCUUCUUCUUCACUCAACUUCACCGAAAAUGGGAAUUUUGGAGUGUUUUUAUCAUCCAUUGCCAACCAAAUUUCUUCAAAAAUCCAUACAAGCUCAUGUUUCUACAUCAAACCUUCGUGUCUACGCAGCGAAAAGAAGUAAUCUAAUUUCUACAAAAAUACCCAAUAUUUCUCCACUGUCAUCCUCUCAGAGCUCAAAAGCCCUGGCCAUGAUUUCGAUUGGAGCUGCUGCCGGACUGACCUUAUUUACUUUCGCUGGGUCCUCCUAUGCCGCGGAUUCUUCAAUUUUCAGUGAGCCUUCGAAUGCCCUGUCACUUCCAACCUGGGCUAUUCAUGUUUCCAGCGUUGUUGAAUGGAUUACUGCAAUGGCAUUAGUAUGGCAGUAUGGGGAAAAAUCUGGCUAUGAAUCUUGGAAAGGUCUCUCUUGGGGAAUGGUUCCUCUGCUCGGUGGAGCAUUUUGCGCUUGUACAUGGCAUUUCUUUUACAAUGCGGAGUCCCUGGAGGUUUUGGUGGCUCUUCAAGCAGCAUUGACAGUAAUAGGGAAUGCAACAAUGUGCAUUGCUGCCUACCGGAUUUACACAUCGUCGCACGAACGCUCCAAGGACUUCUGAAGUGCAUAUUCCUUUUGAUACGGAGACACAACUACAGAAUGUCUAGCCGCCGCCUAAUUCCAAUGGUAUUUCCUUCUUUGGCUAAUGUCGAUGAUUCUCAACGGUCUCACUUUUAUUGAUUUUAUUUUGAAAGGCAAAUGCCAAGCCAUCCCAAAUGCUCGUUAAAUUAUUAUAAACUAUGGAUAGCUUCCUAUCAAGAAAACGGAAUUGAAAAUUUCCAACUAUCAAAAUCACUACCAGCAAAGCAUGAGCUGCAUUGACAGCAAAUGUGCUCCGACAGCAUCACACCUGGUGAGUUAGUCAAUACAAUCGCCGGCCUUAGGCUUUAAGACUGCUAUUGAUUUUGACAAAUGGCUAAUAAUUUUCGAAAAUCCAAAAUAUGCAGUUUCCUUGUAUUCGAUUGUUAAUUCUUUUAUAUGUGUGUUGUGUUAAUAUAUAUUGUGUGAUCAGAUCAAUUAUAUUAUGUGUUGUGUAGAUUA
Andrographis paniculata is the source of this 1137-nucleotide messenger RNA. RefSeq lists its product as uncharacterized. Bases 77 to 658 code for a protein of 193 amino acids. Lineage: Eukaryota; Viridiplantae; Streptophyta; Magnoliopsida; Lamiales; Acanthaceae. The record is from RefSeq and is a predicted model, not a curated record. The transcript has 4 exons.